AUGGCUGAUAGUGGUAGUGGUAAUGGUGGUGGUAGUUGUAGUAGUGGUUGUGGAAGUGGUAGCGAUGGUGGUAGUAGUGGUGGUGGCGGAGGUAGUAGUAAUAGUGGUGAUGGUGGUAGUGGUAGUAGUGGUGGUGGUAGUAGUAGUAGUGGUUGUGGUGGUGUUAGUUGUAGUAGAAGUGGUGGUAGUGGAAGUAGUGGUAGUAGAAGUGGUGGUAGUGGAAGUAGUGGUAGUUGUGGUGGUAGUAGUAGUAGUGGUGGUGUGGUGGUAGUGGAAGUAGUGGUUGUGGUGGUAGUGGUGGUGUUAAUGGUAGUAGUGGUGGUUAAUGGUUGUGGUGAUGGUAGCGGUAGUAGUGGUGGUGUUAGUAGUGGUAGUGGUGGUAGUAAUGGUGGUGGUUGUAGUGGUAGUGCUAAUGGUUGUGGUGGUUGUAGCGGUAGUAGUAGUGGUGGUAAUGGUAGUAAUAGUAGUGGUGGUGGUAGUGGUAGUGGUGGUAAUGGUAGUAAUAGUAGUGGUGGUGGUAGUGGUAGUGGUGGUGGUAGUGGUGGUAGUAAUGGUGGUGGUUGUAGUGGUAGUACUAAUGGUUGUGGUGGUGGUAGCGGUAGUAAUAGUGGUGGUAAUGGUAGUAAUAGUAGUGGUGGUGGUAGUGGUAGUGGUGGUGUAGUGGUAGUUUGA
Messenger RNA from Mercenaria mercenaria, 672 nucleotides. Its product is annotated as loricrin-like. The record is from RefSeq and is a predicted model, not a curated record. The transcript has 3 exons. Lineage: Eukaryota; Metazoa; Mollusca; Bivalvia; Venerida; Veneridae. The coding region runs from base 1 to 672 and encodes 223 amino acids.